Molecule: messenger RNA, 1119 nt
Organism: Zea mays
Lineage: Eukaryota; Viridiplantae; Streptophyta; Magnoliopsida; Poales; Poaceae
Product: probable C-terminal domain small phosphatase
Exons: 5
Coding region: 129-1031 (300 amino acids)
Source: RefSeq, a predicted model, not a curated record
CUCUCCGCCUCCUCGGCUCCCGGUCCCGCCGCUUGAGCUUCUCAGCUGCCUUCCGCCUGCGCUUAUUAAUUUAUGGCUUCGUUCGCUCAAUUACUUCGCCGCUCUUCAUAUUCCAACAGCCGAGCAGGAUGACAGGGCACGAGGUCGACGACGAACCCGAGGCGCGCGCACGGAUGGAGCGCCGGCAAGUGCUCACUGCUACCGCCGCCGCUGCCGAGGCCGGUACGCUGCUGGGCAAGAGUGUGGCCGCCGAUGCACGCUUGUCCUGCCCGGCCAGCUCCACGGCAGUGGAAGCAGGCGAGAGCAGCGGUGUCGUCGUUCAGGCCAAGGGCUCAGCAACAGGGCUUCCAUCGCCACUCACCAAACAGAUGAAGAAGAAGCUGCUUAUCCUGGACCUUAAUGGCCUGCUCGCCGACAUCAACCAAGACAGGCACAACGCUCACCUGUCACAUGGAACGAUCCGAGGCAAACUAGUCUUCAAGAGGCCCUACUGCGACGAUUUCCUGAGGUUCUGCAUGCACCACUUCGAGCUGGGGAUAUGGUCAUCAAGGCUCAGAGCGAACGUCGACGCGGCUGUCGACAUCCUCAUGGAAGACGACGUGAAGCAACGCCUGCUGUUUUGCUGGGACUUGUCUAAAUGCACCGGCACUGGCUUCUACACCCUUGAGAACAAGACCAAGCCGCUGGUGUUGAAGGAGCUGAAGAAGCUGUGGGAUGACCUUCCAUGGCGCCAGCAAGGGGAGUUCUCGCCCUCCAACACUCUCCUCCUCGACGAUUCACCCUACAAAGCUCUACGCAAUCCGCCGCACACCGCCAUUUUCCCUUGCCCCUAUAGCUACAAGGACGACAAGGACGACGCACUGGGACCUGGUGGAGAUCUUCGCUUGUACCUGGAGAGCCUUGCCACCACUGCAGACGAUGUCCAGCGUUACGUCAGGGACCACCCUUUCGGUCAGCCACCCAUCACGGAGGCUCACAAGCACUGGGAAUUCUACAGGCGGAUACUACGUACUACUACUCAAGUAGAAUGAAGAAGCAAGAAGCAGCAAGGCCAACUUCUUAAUCAGUAUCAGAUGCAGGAUCUUUUGUUUCUUCGUUUGUUAAGACAUGCCAGCAUUC